Abrus precatorius (Indian licorice) is the source of this 2484-nucleotide messenger RNA. RefSeq names its product ribosomal RNA large subunit methyltransferase I. The transcript is spliced from 8 exons. The record is from RefSeq and is a predicted model, not a curated record. Lineage: Eukaryota; Viridiplantae; Streptophyta; Magnoliopsida; Fabales; Fabaceae. The coding region runs from base 88 to 1410 and encodes 440 amino acids. Gene Ontology annotation, molecular function: RNA binding; methyltransferase activity.
GUUUAAGCCUAAAAUGGUGCUCCAGAAAAUAUAAUGCGGGUAUAGCCAGCCGAACCGAACAACUCUUCCUCAUCCUUCUGGGAAGAAAUGAAGCAGCUUCCAACGCUGCUGAUGAAGUCCCUUUCAGUUUAUUCCUUACCACCUACCACAUCCACCCUUCAACAAAUUGCUUCCCAUCAACCCAAAGGUGUUGCAAAGGUUGUACUGAAAAAGGGGAAGACACAACUCUUUAAGGAUGGAAACCCAAUGGUGUACAGUGGAGCUGUUGAUAGAAUAAUUGGGAGGCCGCCUCCUAAGACUGGAGAUAUUGUUCUAGUAGCAGAUGGGACUGAGAAACCAAUUGGAUGGGGCUUGUACAACUCAGUUUCUAUGUUCUGUGUUCGGCUUAUGCAGCUUGAAGAUGAAGUUACCAGUGAUUCAUCUUGUGCAUUGAGUAUGGAGAAACUGCUGGAAACAAGAAUUGAUGCAGCAGUUGAAUUGCGUAGAAGGUUGGGUCUUCCAUCAGUCCAUACAAAUGCAUAUCGUCUAAUCAAUAGUGAGGGUGACAGAUUAUCUGGAUUGAUAAUUGACGUCUUUGGAGAUGUAGCUGUAGUAGCAUCAUCUGCUGCCUGGGUUGAGAAAUACAAAUCAGAGAUAGAAGCUUGCAUCAGGAAAAUCAACUAUAUCAAUCACAUAAAUUGGAGGCCAUCUGUUGAUAUUUUAAAGGAAGAUGGAGUUAAUGUGUCUGAUAUGAAGAAAAUGCACUCGUCUACAUGUCCUGAAAGAACGAAGAUUUUGGAAAAUGGAAUUGUAUACGCAAUUUCACUCAAGGGCCAGAAGACAGGAUUCUAUGCAGAUCAGCGUGAGAAUCGCCAGUUUAUAUCAAAAAUUUCAGAUGGUCAAAAGGUUCUUGAUCUUUGUUGCUACAGUGGUGGUUUUUCUCUAAAUGCUGUGCGUGGAGGUGCACUAAAUGUCACUGGCAUUGACACAUCGCUGCCAGCUCUGGAGCUUGCUAAGGAAAAUGUUAUACUUAACAACAUUGAUCCUGGAAGAAUUUCAUUUUUGAGAGAAGAUGCAACUGAAUUUAUGAAGGGUGCUCUCUUAAAAGAUGAAUCCUGGGAUAUUGUCAUCAUUGAUCCUCCUAAACUGGCACCAACCAAAAAGGUUCUACACGGUGCAUCUGGUAUGUACAGAAAUUUAAAUUCGCUUGCGAUGCAACUUACAAAAAGAGGUGGUCUUCUAAUGACCUGUUCCUGCUCUGGAGCUGUGACCCAAAGUGGGAUAUUCCUGCGUAUCCUUCAGGGUGCAGCAUCUAUGGCAGGUAGGAAAAUCACCAUUCUAAGACAGGCUGGUGCAGCUUAUGAUCAUCCGAUUGAUCCAACAUACCCGGAAGGCGCAUACCUAUCCAACAUUCUAUUAAGAGUUUCAUAAGUGUUUUAUUUGGAAGUUGCUUUCAUUUUAAUUUUUUCUUUGUAAUUCUAUAUUUUAAUGCAACUCUGCAAAAUUUCCUUUCAUUAUAAUCAGAGAAGAAAUGUGUUUCACUGAAAUUAAUCAAGAAAAACUAGGGAUAUGUUUAGUUAUUUUUUAUUGUCAAACUAAAUUAAGUAAUCGUUGAAAUUGAAAGCUAACUACUCAGAUGCAUAGGGUAGAUCCUUAGCUUAGCAAAAUAUUGCAAUAAAUAGUUUUUUCAUUGCUCUCCAACUUUAGAGCCAGUUUGUACCAAAAUCAGAUCGAUUUUAGUGAAAGGAACUUUAUUGAUGGGGUUCAACAUGUUUCGAUUUUCAUCAUCAUGUCUAGAAUCGAUUGCAGGGUUCUAAACAGGAAUUCAAACAGACCGUAUAUGUUCCUGAAUAUCGUUUUCCAGCAAAAAAUAGCACCUGUUUCCUACACACUUUGGAUUCAUUAUAUAGCAUGUUUGCAUUCGUGUUCAAAAGUCUACGUUUACUUUAAUAUUACUAAUUAUAGUUUUUGUACUAGAUUUAUGUUAACAAUAUUUCUAAUGUGUUUCAAGUGGCAUGAGGCAACAUAAUCUAUUGGAUAGACUUCAUCCAUUCAUCAGUUUAUGUUCUGAAAUUUGAUUGAAUGCAGUGAGCGCCGCUUGUUUUGACUGUAGAGUGUCUAGGUAAGUUGGCUCGAGAGUCAUCAACAAUGGUCUAAACCCAGCCAUGGUAAGUUGUUCCCUAUGAUUAUGGGGUUGAUUACACAACAGAUAUUGCACAAGUUUAGCUAUUCCUCCAAGCUGCUAGCCUCACUAGAGCUUGAGAUGUCAGCUAACAGAACUACUACGCCCUUGUUGAUACUUUGCUGCAUCCAAACAGAAACUAAGAAAUCAGAACUUUAGAGUUUUCUGUAGAAGAAAAAAAUGUAAUAUUUCAUUAAUUCUCAAAGAGAAGUACAUGAGUAUUUAUAUGGAGUUUCUCUCUCAGCUACAGAUGAUUGAAUGUAAAAAUUAUUAGUUAUGCUGACUAACAAAAGUUACGCUACUGUUAUAUAAGUAGCUGAUAA